This is a messenger RNA of Solanum dulcamara, 1039 nucleotides long. Its product is annotated as agglutinin-like. The record is from RefSeq and is a predicted model, not a curated record. The transcript has 4 exons. NCBI's taxonomy places the organism in Eukaryota, Viridiplantae, Streptophyta, Magnoliopsida, Solanales, Solanaceae. Gene Ontology annotation, molecular function: carbohydrate binding. Bases 1 to 1026 code for a protein of 341 amino acids.
AUGUUGGUUGAAUCAUGGGGAGGCACAAGUGGAUCAGAAUGGAAUUACAAGUUCACAAAUCCCAUUAAAGAGAUAGUCAUAGCUCAUGAGACUGUUAUAGACUCCAUUAUUUUCAGAACCCUUGGUCAACAAGGUAUCAUUGAUUCACCAAAAUUUGGUGGCAGAGGGGGAAAUAAAAAAUUCAAGGUUACUAUUGAGAACGCUCCUUGGGAAUAUUUGACAGGCAUUAGAGGUACAUUGGGAUAUUAUGUUGGCCAUUUGGUUGUAAAAUCUCUCUGUUUUACGACUAAUUUGAAGACUUACGGAACAAUUGGGGCCGCGGCUGGUGGAACCCCGUUUUCACUCGUGCUCAAAGAAGGUGGCGCGAUUGUGGGGUUCCACGGGCGUUAUGGAGCUUACCUUGAUGCCAUUGGCGUUUAUUUGCAGCAUGUUGCUGCACCCGAACAUAGUAAACCACUAAAAGAUUCGAAAGUUGAAGAAAUUAGUGACAAAUUCCCUAAUGUACGUACGUGUACAUGUAGUACUAUUGUUAAAGUGCAUAAAAAAUUAGACGUGAUGAAGUGUAUUCAGCCGCGAAGUCCUGGACCUUGGGGAGGAUGUAGUGGAAAGGGUUGGGAUGAUGGUGUAUUUUGUACUAUUAAACAAGUACACAUUUAUAUGAACACAAUAAUCUCAGCUGUAUCUGGAAUUCAAAUUGAGUAUGAAAAGAAAGACAAAACUUCAGUUUGGUCACAACUUCAUGGUGGUUUUGGUAUUGGAGCUGGGAAUUAUGACAAUAUAAACAUUGAUGGUGAAAAUGAAAUCUUGAUUGGAAUUGAAGGAUAUUAUAGUCCAGUGAAGGAAAAUGGGGGCCUAGAUACAUUAAGACAAAUCACAUUUUAUACAAAUAAGGGAAAAUAUGGACCUUAUGGAACUGAAAUUGGAGCUUAUUUUAGAUCUUCAGCAGCUAGAGGAAAAAUUGUUGGUUUUCAUGGAAAAUGUGGUGUUUUCUUGAAUGCUGUUGGUGUUCACAUGGAAUAUUUCUAAAAGUUUCUUCAUA